AUGGGGAGUGCACUGUUUCGUUGGGAGGCCUGCGAGGCCGACGCGGCGGUUGACACCUUCACGUUCCUCGCGGAAUGCCCAACCACGCCCCAGUUUCGCCUCAAGCACGCGGCUGUGGGUCAGUCACAUGACGCCGAGUCGUGCGAGUUUCGCUUUUACUCUAGAUACGUCUUCCUGCAUGUGUUCACGGCGCUGCAGCUGCUUCUCGCCCUCUUCACCCUGUACCUGUUUAACUACCUGGGGACGGUGCGCCACCACUAUGCCCCGCUGCUCGUGCUAGGGUGCGGGCGGGAGGCUGCCUGUCCCCGCCCGCGGGUAGUUGAGGCGCGUCUUCCGCACCGCCGCGAGGCCCUGGCCGCGGCCUACUUGGCCAUCGUCGUCCUCGGGAUGUGCUUUACUGCGUUUGCGGCCGCCUACAUCGCGGUGUCAAACAGUGCGUGGUGGGUGUCGCUGGAGCUGGCACGCUGGGAGCGCGACCAGCGGGCCCGCAUGCGGCAGGAGUACGGCGGAUCGCGGCACGACGCCGAGAGUAGCGGCUGUCGCCUUCGCCGCCUCGGCGUCCGCUGGAUCUCGUGGACGCGGCCGUACUACCACUUUCCCCCGCGCCACCUUCCUGACUUUGACUAUCGCCACGACCUCCACGCACGCUUUGGGGCCCGCGCCACCCGCCGAAACCCAAAGAAGGUGUUUUUUCUGCUCGCGGCACCGUUUGUCUUUGCCCUCGCCGUGAUGGAUAUUGUAACCGUCGACGAAAUGCGGGUCACCGGGGUGCGGGUGUCGCUGCUGCAGGGGCUCUUACUCGUGGCCGGUCCGCUCUUUCUGUUGUCUGUCGUCUGGCUUUUUGUCAGCAUGCUGUGCAAGUGCUGGAGGGCGUGCAACAGCUUCUUGCUAGGCCUAUAG
Molecule: messenger RNA, 900 nt
Organism: Trypanosoma conorhini
Lineage: Eukaryota; Euglenozoa; Kinetoplastea; Trypanosomatida; Trypanosomatidae
Exons: 1
Coding region: 1-900 (299 amino acids)
Source: RefSeq, a predicted model, not a curated record